AUGGAAGGCACCCACAAGGUGUUUUUGCCAUGCACCGGUGCCACCAUCUACAGGUGGCCCUGCCCCGCGUCCUCACUCGCUCAAUCCCCAGCCAUAGCAGGGGAAGCCUUGGAGGUGGGCCUGGCCCAGCUGAGCACCGACAUUUUCCCCCGGUUGAGGGCCUUGGUGGCCGCAGCUCUGGACUUUAUCGAGCUGUUCAACCAUAGUGAACAAGAGCCCACAUUCUAUCCUCUCUCCCCAGCUUUCCUCUCUGCUGGCCUCAGGGUAUUUGCCCCCUCGGAGACCUACACCCUGCCCACGAUUAGCCCCAGCUGGGAGCCCCAGCUGGACUUCCUGUUACCAUCAGACUCUUCCACCGGCUCUGCAGGGGUCCAGGCUGUGGCUGAGCCCAUUGGGCAGGGCCCCAAGAAUCCACAUGUGUCGAGCGUGACGGUUCGGCUGGAGAUGAAGGCUUUGUGGGAGGAGUUCAACCAGCUGGGCACAGAGAUGAUAGUCACCAAGGCAGGCAGGAGGAUGUUCCCCACCUUCCAGGUGAAGAUUCUGGGCAUGGACACUCUGGCUGACUAUGCGCUGCUCAUGGAUUUUGUGCCUCUGGACGACAAGAGAUACAGGUCUGGGGGCUGGCCAGGGGAUGCAGCUCAGACCUCAGGUGCUGAGAUGGGAAGGUAGACCCCUACCUGCACCUGGGGGAGGCAGGGGCCAGGCAGAGCAGUGUCAGGGAGGCCUAUCCUGGGGCAGCAGUGGGGAGCCUGAUGGUGGACAGAUCAGGGCAGCCCCAGUCUGAAGUGGGCAGCGGGUGAGCCUGGGCAGGCAGGGUGGGUUAGCCCUGGGCAGCGGGUGGAGCCAUGGGGAACCCAGGGCUGCACAGCAUUCUUGGAGCCUCCGGUUCCCCAUGUGCAGAUGGAGUUGGUGCCUGGGCAGUGAUGGGGACAAGGACGGCCCUGUCGCCUCAUCAGUCUUGGCUCUACAUAGGGGCAGCAGCAGAUGAGAUGUCGUGGGGUGCAGUCGGGGCGCCCUCGCCAUCUUGCUCUGUCCCCAGGUACGCCUUCCACAGCUCAGCCUGGCUGGUGGCAGGCAAGGCAGACCCAGCCACGCCUGGUCGCGUGCACUUCCACCCCGACUCACCGGCCAAGGGUGCACAGUGGAUGCGCCAGAUUGUGUCCUUUGACAAGCUCAAGCUGACCAACAACCUGCUGGACGACAACGGCCACGUGAGGCCCGGGCCACAGUUGGGAGGGGUUGGGCCAGGGCAGGGGACACUGGGGCCUGAUUGUGAUGAAGCCCGAAGGCCUUUGGUGCCUGAUGGCCUUAGUUCCCAGCACCCCUGCCUGAGUCUGAUGCCAAGGCUGGGGGCCAAGUUCACCUGGCCAGGGGCUGGAGAGCAGAGGGGACUGCCCAGACAGGUAGGAACACAGCACUGCUGACACUCUGUCAAACGGACAAAGACCCCUGCCCUCACGGGACUCCCCUCCUGGGGUAGGGAGCAGAUGAUAAGAAUCCAGAUGUCUCAGGUGGUGAUAAAUGCCAGGAGAAAAAGGAAACAGAGAGGGGGGCUGAGACGGAGGUGGCUGUUCAGUUCACGGGGCUCAAGGGAUAUCUGAAGAGAGAUCCGAAGGAAGUGCAGGAAGGAGCCCAUGCGUAUAGAAGGGGGAGCUGUUGCAGGCAGAGGGAACACCAAGUGCAAAGGCCCUGAGGCUAGAGAAUGUUGGGGACUUUGGGAGCUUCGAAGAGGCUCCUGUGUGGCUGCAGUGGACCACGGAGGGGCAGUAGGCGGGAAAGGGAUCCUAGGGGUGGCCAGGGCUGAUCUGCAGGGCCAGUUGGCUCCAGAGAGGAUUUUGGUCUUUACUCUGUAUGGGGCAGGAGUCACAGGAGGGUUCUGAGCUGCUCACUGGGGCUGCUAUGUGGGGAACGGGCAGAGGCACCCGGCGGAGGCGAGGAGCGCAGCCAGGAGGCAGCUGAGGAAACCCAGGAGAAAGAUGAUGGUGGCUGGGAGGGGUGGAGGCAGUGGGUGGGAGAGGUGGUCAGGUCCCGGAUAAUUCUGUGACAGCUGGGACGUGGGAAUGAGGGAAGGCCAAGCAGCAAGGAUGCUCAGACACAAAGGGGCCUUUGACAAAGAACUGCAGUCUCUCAAGCCCAGACCCGGCACCACCAUUUCAAGAUGGGCUGCGGGCUCAGGGCUGCCUUUUUCCCGGGGGAAAAGGGCUUCAGCCUCAGUGAGGGUUUGUGGCUGCGCCCCACCCCUGCACACCCACUUCCGCACCCCCCACAGAUCAUCCUCAACUCUAUGCACCGCUACCAGCCCCGCUUCCACGUGGUCUUCGUGGACCCACGCAAAGACAGUGAGCGCUACGCCCAGGAGAACUUUAAGUCCUUCGUCUUCACGGAGACCCAGUUCACGGCCGUGACAGCAUAUCAGAACCAUCGGGUGGGUCAGGCCACAGCUCAUGAGGCAGCUGCCAGCCCAUUUCACAGCGGGGAGACUAAGGCCCCAGGCUCUUAGGCCCCUCCUGCACACAGACCCCUGCCCUCCCCUCCCUCCCUGGGACUCAGUGGGUAUCUGUCCACAGUCAUUCCUCUGCCUUCACGCUCACCGGCUCUGUGGUUCCUCCAGAUUGGGGGGUCCUGGGAGGAGAGGGUGGCUGAGCCUGGGGCCCCACAGCCUUUCCCCAGCUCAGAGCUGGCUCAUAACUACAGUUUCUGCCCUGCAGAUCACUCAGCUGAAAAUCGCCAGCAACCCUUUUGCCAAGGGCUUUAGGGAGAGUGACCCGGACUCCUGGUACUGUCUGGCCCUGGCCAACCCUGCCCACCUGCCCUAACCCAUCCCCUCACCCCAGGCAUCUCUUAAGGCUUUGGCUCCUGACCCUCUUUCAGGGUCUCAUCCACUGGCUUGUCCUGGGAUCCCACUGUCUGACUCUGACCAUGACCCUUGGCCUAGGUUCUCCACCUUGACCCCUGCCCCCAUUCCCGCUUGCCAUACCUUCAGGACUGUAUCUCCAAGGCCCCUGCUCAGCGUCCCAACCCAGAGUCGCAGCAGCCUCAGCCCUUGCCUGCUGAAGGGCUCCCCAGAGCAGGAGAAAGGUCAGCCACCAGGCCACAGGCACAGUGGGAUGAGAGCCUGCACUGUGGGCAGGAAGUGAGGGGACAGGGCCACCAGGCCUCCAGGAAGGGGUUUCAGCAUGUUCAGCAAGCUCACUGGGCAUCUGUGUGAACAGAGACAGGGAGGCAGAGAUUUUGGAGACAAUGUGGGACCCAGAGCAGAAAGACCAGGGCAGGGAUAAGGUGCUGAGAGCAGAGAGAAGGAGGGUCACGUAGGCUUCCUGGAGGAGGUGGUUCCCAAGCUGGGGCUUGGAGGACUGGGAAGGGUUUGGACAGAGGGAGAAGGUGGGGAAGAAAUUUCUGGCAGAUAGAAGAGAAAGAGCAAAGACUAAGAAGUGGGCAACUUGGGAUGGGAGGAGCAGGAAAGGGGACAGGCAGGCUGAGGGUGUGAGAGGAGGUCUGGGGUCCACUCAGACCAUUUCCUCCCUCAGACCCCAACAAAGCUCCAGCCUUCACCUCCAGGACCCCUGCCAGGCUCCACCAUCAGCUGCUGGCUCCCCCUGAGGCUCUCCUGGCCCCAGCCAUCUACCGGCCCCUCACCUACCAGGGCCUGUACCCUGGAGCCUCAAGCCGCCUCCGAAUCCCAAGGGCCCGGCCAACACCAUACCCCAUCCCCAAUAUUCAGGAUGACAGGGGUCAGGGGGUGCCCCUCCCAGCUGGGCUGGGGCUCCUCCCCUCCACCGCUGUGUGCCCAGGGGCUGGCCAGGACCCACAGUAAUGGUGGGGGCCCUGUGAACAGAGUCCUCUUACCCUGGACCCCAGACUCACCUCUGCAGAGACCCCCUUCCCCUCACAUGGAGAGAGCAGGGCAGGUGGAAACCCAGAGAGGGAAGCUACCUGCCCAAAGUCACAACAAGGCUGAGCUGGUGCCAGGCUUGGAACUAGGCCCCCUACCUCACAACCUGCCCCCUUCUGCCUUGGGGGUGACUCUUCCAAGCCCUGCUUUACCUCUCUUUUCCCCCCAACAUUAAAUCAUUUGGCAUGAGUGGUCAGAGCACU
Messenger RNA from Vicugna pacos (alpaca), 4095 nucleotides. Lineage: Eukaryota; Metazoa; Chordata; Mammalia; Artiodactyla; Camelidae. The record is from RefSeq and is a predicted model, not a curated record.